This is a messenger RNA of Mesorhabditis belari, 309 nucleotides long. The record is from the annotation of a GenBank genome assembly. Lineage: Eukaryota; Metazoa; Nematoda; Chromadorea; Rhabditida; Rhabditidae.
AUGCCUAAACGACUCAAUGAAGUGAUUUUGGCGAAAGGGGAGAUGUCGGACAAACCGGAGAGCAGCAAGACUCGACUCGAAGAGGAUAUCAUCGAACCAUUGUUCCAAAAGGAUUUCUUGUCACAGUUGCCAGAGGAGAUUGCUUAUCGCAUCAUCGCCUAUUUGACACCGUGCGAUUUGACGGUUUGUGCUGGCGUUUUGCGGACGUGGCAGCGACUUUGUGAAGAUGAUCGGAUGUGGCGACCGAAAUGUUUGGAGAAAGGAUAUGUGAAAUUUGAUGCGCCAAGGUGUGUUUCAGUUUUGAGCAAA